Closterium sp. Naga37s-1 is the source of this 465-nucleotide messenger RNA. Lineage: Eukaryota; Viridiplantae; Streptophyta; Zygnematophyceae; Desmidiales; Closteriaceae. The record is from the annotation of a GenBank genome assembly.
AUGCACGUGCACUCGUUCUCGGAGCACGCGGUUAACGGGCUUUUCUCGCCCAUGGAGGCGCACUUCGUGCACGUGCACGAGAGUGACCCCAACGUCCUCGCCGUCGUCGGCGUCAUGAUCCGCCUGCAGCGCCACGACGAGGCCUCCGCCUGGGUCGACACCUGGCUGCCCAAGACCCCCGCCGAUGUGAACGGCACGGUCACCAUCGACAUUCCCGACAACUUCUGGGCUGACAUGAUCGACAUGUCCAUGGGUUUCUGUCGCUACCCCGGCUCGCUCACCACCCCCGACUGCAACGAGAUCGUCGAGUGGCACGUCGUGCGCAAGGCCAAGUUCCUCUCCGUGGCCCAGACCAUCACUUUCAUGAACAUGCUGGCGAAGCUCAACACCGAGCGCACCGACAACCGCCUUCCCGAGCCCGUGAACAACCGCACUGUUACCUACUACCCCAACAUCUCCUCGUAG